GGGGGCGCCGGGCCGAGGGGAGGCGACAUGCGGACAAAGACGCCCGGUGCGGGCCGAGGCGUCCGGAGGAGCGCAGGUCUUCCCUGUAAAAGGUGCGCUGGCGCCCGCCCCGGGUGAGCAGAACGCCCCGCGGGAAGAGGCGGGAGCGGAGGAGCGGGCGGCCGCGGGCUCCGCCCCCAGCGGUUUUGCCAUCUGGGUCAGGACGCGGCGGCCGCGGUGCCGGACCUCGGGACCCACGGGCUCGGGGACCACUGCCGCCCGCCGCUUCCCUUGCGCCCGCCUCGCCCGUAGGUCCCCGGUCCCCAGCCACGAACUACAGGGAAACCAGAGCGAGUACAGUAACAAAAAACAAGAAAUGCCUCAUUCCACCAACAAAGAGCUGAUCCUUGGCAUCAUGGUGGGAACUACUGGAAUCAGCUUGCUGCUUCUGUGGUACCACAAGGUUCGCAAACCAAGGACAGCAAUGAAUUUACCUAAGUUUCUUUCUCUGGGUAAUACAUUUGGUUCAAUGACUUUGCAAGAUGAACAUGGCCAAGGAGCAGCAGCCAUUUUUCAAGGAAGGCAACUUCAGAUAUUGGAGAAGUUAAAUGAAUUACUGACAAAUAUGGAAGAACUCAAAAAGGAGAUUGGAGUUCUUAAAGAAGCCAUCCCAAAGCUGGAGGAAUAUAUCCAAGGCGAACUUGGAGGAAAGGUAACUGUCCAUAAGAUAAGUCCUCAGCACCGAGCUAGAAAGAGAAGGCUUGCCACGGCUCAAAAUUCAGCAACGAGUAAUAGUUCAGAAGAAGCAGAAAGUGAAGGAGGGUAUAUUACAGCUAAUACUGACACAGAAGAACAGAGUUUUCCAGUCUCUAAAGCAUUUAACACACGUGUGCAAGAAUUAAAUUUAGAUGUCCUUCUUCAGAAAGCAGAUAACUUACGUAUGAACGAGUCGAGCAAGAUGGAGAGUUUUGAACUACUUUGUGACCACAAAGAAAAGUUUAGAGAUGAAAUAGAGUUUAUUUGGCGGUUUGCUCGUGCUUAUGGAGACAUGUAUGAGCUGUCUACAGAUACUCAAGAAAAGAAACAUUAUGCUAAUAUUGGAAAGACAUUAGGUGAAAAAGCUAUUACUAGAGCACCCAUGAACGGAUAUUGUCACCUGUGGUAUGCUGUUUUGUGUGGCUAUAUGUCUGAGUUUGAAGGCUUACAAAACAAAAUCAACUAUGGACAUCGCUUCAAGGAACAUCUAGAUAAAGCAAUUGAAUUUUUACCUGAAGAACCCUUUUUGUAUUACCUGAAGGGAAGAUACUGUUAUACUGUCUCAAAACUGAGCUGGAUUGAAAAAAAAAUGGCUGCUACUCUAUUUGGAAAAAUACCAUCCUCAACUAUACAAGAAGCUUUACAAAAUUUCCUUAAGGUUGAAGAACUACACCCUGGUUUUUCUAUAUCCAAUUACAUGUUUUUGGCCAAGUGUUAUUUCAAUCUUGAGGAAAUCAGCAAUGCUGAGAAGUUCUGUAAUCUGGCAGUGUUGCUUCCAUGUGUAACCAAAGAGGAACAGCUUCAAUAUGCUUUUCUCAGAAGAGAGGAGGGUUGUCAGUCUUCCUGGCACUUCACAAUGUCAGUUACUCCUCAACUGUCGCAUGGAAUGCACCCUAGACAAAGGAGGCACAUUGCUUGUGAAACUCCAAGGAUCACAGAGACUGAAAAAAUAAACGAACUAGACGGUAUGUAUACCCAAACAUGGGCAGGUCGGGAAGCUAUAGAACGCAGACAACACCCUUUGGAGUCAGCUCACCACUAGAAAACAUCCAGACAGUGCCACUUCUAAAUGUACAGUCUUGGCAUGUUACAUUGCUGCUUCCCUCACAGGAUUGUCAUGUGAUAAUGCAUUCAAGCACUUAGUGUGGUGAUUCACGUUCAAUAUAUUUUUGUUCCAUUUCUCCCCUUCCUACCUGAUACCUGUUGAAAAGUGGUAAUGAAGACCACAUGGCCUGUGUUGUGUUUAAGUGACUGAAAGGCUACAAGCAGUAAACUGUUACCUGCCUAUAGCUUGCCCAUACCCACUUAAACUAGAUUAUUUUCCUCCAGUCCUUCCCAUUAAAAAUAAUUGCCUCUGGGUGUAUUUGAAUGUAUUAAUUUUUUUUCUUUCUCUUCCCUUCUCUGAGAAUUGUAACUAAUGGGUCAAAACUGAAGAGCAGAGAGUAUGUGAGUCACUCUGCAAAAAAGAAGGGAGAGUUAACAGCCAAAGCUUCUGUGGCACUUAUGCAGAAAAAUGACUGAUUUCAAGCUUCUAGAAACAAUCUCUUAAUAGGAGCUGAAGCCUGGAAAAAUAAGAGCCCUUCCUUGGCUGUGCAUAGCCCUGCCAUCUGUGUGGGUGGGGCAGUGGAAGCCUGGAGAGUCCUAGCAAGGCCCCUGUGAGUCAAAUCUUUUACCAGGUAAAAAGGUCAGCAGAAAAAUAUAUCUGCAUAAUAUAUUACAGAAUACUCUCAUCCAUUCUGUUUUGUUGGACAUUAAUUGCACUUAUUAAUUAAAGCACAUGUACCUUAAAAGAUGAAUGAAUGAAUAUGCAUCAAACAAAUUAAAAACAAAAGCUUUCAUGUCAAAAGGAAAAAAAAUGAAUGUAUGACAUUCUCAAGGAAAGGACUGGUGUGCUGUGAGGGGGAAAAAAAAUGUGUCCUCCAUUUUUUAGAUGAAGCAGAAAUAUAAGGUCCAAAUGUUAAAGUCUCAAUCUAUCCCAUCUUUCAAAUUAAAAAUUUUAAUUUCCACUUUGCUAGGUGUUUCCCAUUGCAAAUUAACUUCACAUUGUUUCUUACAAUUCAAAAAUAAAGAGAUCAGGAAUUUGGUAGGAAACUAAAUGCCAAAUCCCUAUUUUUUAAAAAAGCAA
Molecule: messenger RNA, 2860 nt
Organism: Manis pentadactyla (Chinese pangolin)
Lineage: Eukaryota; Metazoa; Chordata; Mammalia; Pholidota; Manidae
Product: regulator of microtubule dynamics protein 2
Exons: 12
Coding region: 356-1777 (473 amino acids)
Cellular component (GO): mitotic spindle pole; spindle microtubule; cytoplasm
Molecular function (GO): microtubule binding
Source: RefSeq, a predicted model, not a curated record